This is a messenger RNA of Galleria mellonella (greater wax moth), 1763 nucleotides long. It is a transcript of the gene Mf-cpa, whose product is annotated as carboxypeptidase B-like. The record is from RefSeq and is a predicted model, not a curated record. The transcript has 9 exons. The coding region runs from base 62 to 1627 and encodes 521 amino acids. Gene Ontology annotation, molecular function: zinc ion binding; metallocarboxypeptidase activity. NCBI's taxonomy places the organism in Eukaryota, Metazoa, Arthropoda, Insecta, Lepidoptera, Pyralidae. Gene Ontology annotation, biological process: proteolysis.
GCGCAGGAGCAUCAGUGGGCAUUUGCACUUGUCGACUCGCCCGUUAGAAGGCUCAGUAGCCAUGGGAUCGUGGUCGGCGGCGUUCGUUUUGUUGGUGGUUGGAGUCACAGUGGUGUACAGUACACCACUCGUCAAUGAAAAGCAACCCGGGCAAGAAUGGCCAAAUCGCGGUGCAGUUCCACAGCCAUCUGAUUAUAAAUUAGUGGAAACGGCUACAGAAACUGUUUCGGGAGAAAAAAGUGAGCAAGAAGUAACUACAGAUGAGCUUCCUUUAGAGAUAAUUGAAGAAGAGCCAGUUGAAGAAAAAAUAAAAACAGAUGUAACUAACACAAAUACACAAGAAAACGAGGAUUCUGAUAAUAAUACCCUAAAUAAUAAAGUUGAUACAAUUAAAACCAAAACAACAUUAACUAAAGCGGAAACCGCCUCACAAAAAGUAGAUUAUUCCGGUGCUCAACUCUGGAAAGUCUCAAUAGAAAAAGAAGGAAGUCGUGGUAUUCUUGGCAGACUACGUCGAAGAAAUCAAAUUGCAACUUGGGGAACUAAUGGAACAGCAAUUGAUGUAUUCAUAAAACCAGAUGCUAUACAAAACGUUACUCGUGUAUUGAGUAGGGAAAAUAUUGCAUUUGAAGUUGUUAUUGAGGAUUUACAGAAGAGGAUUGAUGAAGAAAAUCCACCUCUAGAUGAGAAUGAAGUAGAACUUCAGGACAGACGAGGACACCGUAUGAAUUGGAAACAAUAUCACAGAUUAGAAGAUAUCGACGGAUUUUUAGAAUAUUUAUCCAAAACAUACCCUGCUAUCAUCAGUGUUAAUAGUAUCGGAAAAUCACAUGAAGGACGAGAAUUGAAGGUAUUAAGAAUUUCGAACGGUAAUCCUUCGAAUAAAGCCAUUUUCAUAGAUGGAGGUAUCCACGCGCGCGAAUGGAUCAGUCCUGCAACUGUAACUUACAUCAUCAAUCAGUUUGCUGAAAACUUCGAUGAAGAAUCUGAGGACAUCAAAAACUUAGAUUGGUACUUUUUGCCUGUGAUGAAUCCAGAUGGAUACGAGUAUACUCACAUGAGUGAUCGCUUGUGGAGGAAAAACAGGCGGCCUGGUGUCGCUGGAAGAGGAUGUUCAGGCGUUGACUUAAAUAGGAACUUUGGAUACCGUUGGGGUGGUAAAGGUACAUCUAGCAGUUCUUGCAGUGAAAUUUACCGUGGUCCUAGAGCAUUUUCGGAGCCAGAAUCGCGUGCUGUUUAUGAAUUCUUCCAAAAGAGUGCUGCCAAUUAUGUGGCUUAUAUAACAUACCACAGCUAUGGACAAUAUAUUUUGUACCCAUGGGGAUAUGAAAAUGCUGUGCCACCAGAUUAUGAGGACUUACAAUCUCUUGGUGACAAAAUGGCUGCGGUUAUCCAAUCAACAGGUGGUGAUUACUAUAGUGUAGGUUCUUCAAGUAAACUUUUAUAUCCAGCAGCGGGAGGAUCUGACGAUUGGGCAAAGAGCCAGGGCAUCAAAUACUCUUACACCAUUGAACUUAAUGACAAGGGCAGAUAUGGAUUUGUACUUCCCACAACCUACAUAGAAAAUGUUGCUAAGGAAUCCCUAGCUGCUUUAAGAGUACUAGCUGCACAAGUGAAUAAGGAGUGAUCUCAAUAAACAACCUUAUAUUAUUUAUAAUAUUUAAACUUACAUUAAGUUAUCAUAUAAGUAGUAUUUAAAUAUGAAUGUCUUGAAUAUAAUUUUAAUUAUACUAUUGAAAUGAAAAUAAAAAAUAAAUAUUUAA